Talaromyces atroroseus is the source of this 606-nucleotide messenger RNA. RefSeq lists its product as hypothetical. NCBI's taxonomy places the organism in Eukaryota, Fungi, Ascomycota, Eurotiomycetes, Eurotiales, Trichocomaceae. The transcript is spliced from 2 exons. Gene Ontology annotation, molecular function: acyltransferase activity, transferring groups other than amino-acyl groups. The coding region runs from base 1 to 606 and encodes 201 amino acids. The record is from RefSeq and is a predicted model, not a curated record.
AUGGGCUCCCUCGACACCACUCCGGUUAUGAAAGUCGAAAAAUUUACCUUGGAUGAUAUUCCCGAUGCCAUCGCUAUGAAUUAUGCCGCGUUCCAGGGUGAGGAAUCGCAGAAGAUGAUGCCGGACACCGUUGGAGCUCGGCAAUGGUGGAUCGACGUCUACCGACAUGACUAUUUGAACAGGCAGCAGCACUCGCACUUCAUCAAAGUCGUGGAGACUUCUGGAGGUGCCAUGGUUGCCUAUGCGCGCUGGGACCGAGCCAGCCUUGAAGAGCGUGGUCCACGGUAUCCCGCAUGGCAUGCAGAUAUGGAUCACACAGCGUGCGAUCUAUUCAUGGAGCAGUCCGACGGGACCAGAAGACGGCUGAUGGGCACGGAGCCUCAUUACUUUCUGGACACGGUCGUCACUCACCCGGCUUACCAGGGCAAAGGAGCCGGAUCGAUGCUGGUGAAAUGGGGUUGUGAUCUGGCCGACCAGGAGGGAGUCGCGGUGUAUGUAGAUGCUUCUGAUGUCGGGGCAUCGUUGUACCAGAGAUUCGGUUUCGAAGCUCGUCAAGCACCGGGCAACGAAUACGCGGUUUUGGUCCGAAAGGCCAGAUCGGCUUGA